Messenger RNA from Darwinula stevensoni, 366 nucleotides. NCBI's taxonomy places the organism in Eukaryota, Metazoa, Arthropoda, Ostracoda, Podocopida, Darwinulidae. The record is from the annotation of a GenBank genome assembly.
AUGCUAUUGGGAGAUUGGAUGCUGGUGAAUCCCAUUCAUCAGUUGGAAGAAAUUUUACCAGAGUACUAUCUCGAGAUGGAUAAUCCAGAUAGAAAUCCUGGGACAUCUCUUGAUGAAGACAUAGAAAAACUGUUUGAAAUCCCUGAAUAUCAGAGAUUCCCCUUCUCUGCAACAGCAACAAGCCCUUCAGAGCUCUCUCACUUGACUUCAAAGCAACAUGAAGAGAGAAUACCUGUACAUGAUGAGGAUGUUGUUUGGAACCUGACUUUGGAUCAGAAGAAUGUCCUCAUGGGUCCUGUCUCACACAUCUGCACCAUGACCACACUGAAGGGGACAGCUUUUUGGCUGGAAUUGUGGCAUGUGUGA